CGGCGGCGGCGGCGCGAGGAUGAGCGGGAGGCGGGUGGACGCCAAGGUGGUGCUGCUGGGGCAGGAGGGGGUGGGCAAGAGCAGCCUCGUGGAGCGCUGCGCCCACGGCCGCUUCCGCGCCGGGCCCUACCAGAACACGAUCGGAGCCGCUUUUGUGGCCAAGGUGAUGACCGUGGGCGACCAGACGGUGACCCUGGGCAUCUGGGACACGGCGGGCUCGGAGCGCUAUGAGGCCAUGAGCCGCAUCUACUACCGGGGAGCCCGGGCUGCCGUCGUCUGCUACGAUCUCACCGACAGUGGCAGUUUCCAGCGAGCCAAGUUCUGGGUGAACGAGCUGCAGAACUGUGAGGAGGGCUGCCGGAUCUACCUGUGUGGCACCAAGAGCGACCUGCUGGAGGAGGACAGGAGGAAGCGGGGGGUUGACUUCCACGAUGUGCAGGACUACGCUGAUGAGAUCAAAGCAGACCUCUUUGAGACCUCCAGUAAAACGGGACAGAGCGUGGAUGAGCUGUUCCAAAAGGUGGCCGAGGACUAUGUCAACUUCUCCGCCUUCCAGGUGAUGACAGAGGACAAGGGUGUCAACCUGGGCCAGAGGAACAGUCCCUAUUUCUACAGCUGCUGCCACCACUGAGCCCCUGUGCCAAAAGGGAAUUGCUGCUGCUGGACGGGCAGCUGGCGCUCACCGGACUCCUCCGGUUUUUUACCUGCUGUGUUUUAGCUGUUGGGGCCUGUGUGCAGCACAGCUACGGACUGCUCUCCUGGCACACAGAGCGGCACAGGGCUGCCGUGCAGUGCCAGGAAUCAUGGACUGUCACUCUGGGGACCCCCUCCCUGCCACCUGUGGUGUUUAUGGGAGCUGUGGUGGCCCAGCGGUGGCCAGUAACUUAUUCUCUCAGAGAUGCUCGAUUCUUUGCAGAUUUAUUUAAGCGUCUUCUCUCGAGGUGUACAAUGUAAAUAAAACGCGUUGUGGUCUGAGCCGUA
Onychostruthus taczanowskii (white-rumped snowfinch) is the source of this 981-nucleotide messenger RNA. RefSeq names its product RAB24, member RAS oncogene family (gene RAB24). NCBI's taxonomy places the organism in Eukaryota, Metazoa, Chordata, Aves, Passeriformes, Passeridae. Gene Ontology annotation, molecular function: GTPase activity; GTP binding. The transcript is spliced from 8 exons. Bases 20 to 631 code for a protein of 203 amino acids. The record is from RefSeq and is a predicted model, not a curated record.